This is a messenger RNA of Metarhizium brunneum ARSEF 3297, 1170 nucleotides long. Lineage: Eukaryota; Fungi; Ascomycota; Sordariomycetes; Hypocreales; Clavicipitaceae. The record is from RefSeq and is a predicted model, not a curated record.
AUGUCGUCUUCAUUAUCUCCUGAUCAGUUUGGGAGCGCUCAAUCCCAUAGCUCCCCAGACGGCACUGCGACCAGCCAAGAUCGCAGUCCGCUGAAUCUGGGCUUUCUCAAAUCUUUGACCGAGAAAAGAACCACACGAGAUGGCAACCCUGCCAAACGCCGUGGUCCAAAGCCUGAUAGUAAACCGGCCCUCACUCGCAGGCAAGAAUUGAACCGACAAGCACAACGGACCCACCGCGAACGCAAGGAGCUCUACAUCAAGGCGCUUGAGGACGAAGUCUUGAGACUGAAGGAACUGUAUAGCAACGUUUCGCAAAGCAAAGAAAAGCUGCUGGCUGAAAAUAGACACUUGAAAACAAUCAUGGCUCAGCAUGGCAUACAGUUUCCACGAUCCGCCGACCGGGACGACGGAGGCAGUCCCGGCGCAGCGGGUGCAAGUCCCGGCAACAGCGGUGCUCCGGGUUCUUAUGCCUCAUUCUCUCCGGGGUCACAAUCUGGGGCUUCAACCGGCCAUUCCACCAAUUUUCAACCCAUGACCGGCCAGCAGAUGCGGGGCGUGGUACAACAGUCUGCAAACAAAGGCGUCGAUUUUGAGCAAGCAGGCAUUGAUUUCGUUUUAACGUACGAUAAUCCCGCUUCUUCGAGGGCCUACUUAUCACCUCCCCCACAUUUGCUAACGAUUUCGGUUUUAUCCGGCCUAUCGAAUAGACUUGAGAAGCCUUGCAUGCAGCACCUUCCGUUCCUUACCGAUAGAUCGGAGGGCGGUGAGCCGUGUGGUCACGCCCUCAUGGCCACCUGUCCGCCUGCGCCUUUUGGCAAGUUGACGCCCAAGACACCAUUUGGAAACAGUCACACGCACGACCACGGAGAUGGAAGCAACCCAGCUCAGGGAACUUGGGAGAUUAGCAAGGCUGAUCUGUCCACGCUGCUUGAUUUGAGCCAACACCUCGAUCUUGAUGGGGAGAUUACUCCUGUCAUGGCUUGGGGGAUGAUUCUGAGUCAUCCACGAUUCGCCGACUUCCAGCCUGAAGACUUUGCAAGGAUUGCUGCAGAGUUGGGUCGCAAAGUGAGGUGUUAUGGAUUUGGAGCUGUCAUGGAGGAGUUUGAACUGAGAGAUGCCUUCGAAAGCGUGCUUCCCUCAGGUCUGGAGCCAGAGAUCAUGGCUCACUAG